UGUGAGCUGUUAAUGACUUUAGCAAAGUGGUAAAGAUUCAUGACCUCUCUCUGUUGCUGCAUAGAAAUCAGCAAGCCAUGGAAAACCAGCUAAUACAUCCAGCUAUUUAGGUGACUCUUUAUGUUGCCUGAGCAUAGAAGUCUGCAUGUGAGGCUCCACCAGUUCCUGGAAGCAGAGCUUCUUUCUGGCUUGCCUCUCUUUUUCGCUGCGAAUGUUCCUACCGAAAAUCAGUUGUGAGUCUGGAGAGAUCAAGGACGACACUUCCGACGCUUUCAUCAGGGUUUCCUCUCUGAUACAUGAAGCAAUGAAGAGCAAUGCAGACAACCCAAAUCUGACACUGAAUCAGAAUGUUGAAGAGUCAUGACUGAAACAGCAGCUUGCGUUGACUCGUUUACUGCUGUUAAGGCCCUCUGGGAAGUCAGAAUCCAAAAAAUAAAUGCAGAACUCCGGAAGGAAAGGGAAUUCAGACAGAGAGCUACAGGGAGGCUGACGCUUGUUUGGGAAGAGAGAGUCAGUCUGACCAAGCUUAAAGAAAAAGUGAUCACUGAAGAUGGAAGGGUUAUAUUAAAGAUUGAACAUGAAGAAUGGAAGACGCUACCUUCUUGCUUACUGAAACUGAACCACCUCCAGGAAUGGCAGCUUCACAGAACUGGUUUGGUAAAAAUUCCUGAAUUCAUUGGCCGCUUUCAAAAUCUCAUUGUGCUAGAUCUGUCUCGAAAUUCCAUUGUGGAGCUGCCUAAGCAGAUUGGUCAAUUGUCAAAUCUCCAAGAGCUGAACGUCAGUUAUAAUAAAAUUAAAACCAUUCCUAAGGAGCUAAGCAAUUGUGUCAGUUUAGAAAGACUGGAGCUGGCAGUUAACAGAGACAUCUGUGAGCUUCCCUACCAGCUCAGCAGCCUGAAAAAGCUUUAUCACAUAGAUCUGAGUAUGAACCAGUUUACCGCCUUCCCAUCAGUCAUCCUGGAGAUGCCAAAUCUGGAAUGGUUAGACAUGGGGAGCAACAAACUGAAGGAAAUCCCUGGCAACAUUGACAGAAUGGAAAACCUACAUACUUUGUGGCUCCAACGGAAUGAAAUAACUAAUUUGCCAGAAGCCAUUUGCAACCUAACAAACCUAAGUACCCUUGUCCUCAGCAAUAACAAACUUCAGGAUAUUCCUGUUUGCAUGAAAGACAUGACGAACCUGAGAUUUGUCAACUUCAGAGACAAUCCACUGAAGCUUCAGAUUACACUCCCUCCGUGUGAGAAUGAGGAAGAGGAGGAAGAACGAGAAUUGUAUGGAAUUCAGUUCAUGCAUGCAUACAUUGAGGAACUGCUCAGCAGAAAAGAAAACACUAUUGCUGCCAUCAAUAAUAAUUGAAAAUAAUAUCCGCCAAUCUGCUUUUACUACUACUAGGAAGUAACGAAGAGCACUCAUAUCCACUGUGACAAAAAUGUUGUGAUAUUCUCUCACUGCGGGACAAAGGCCGUGGUGUUUUGUUCUUUUGGUUCAAAGGAGACUGUAGAAGCCAAUGUUGAUUGGUAAGCUCAAUAUAGGAUGUUAUCAAAUCUAAAAAAAUUCUCCACAGCACAUGUCCAAUCAUACUAAAAUGCUC
Gekko japonicus is the source of this 1591-nucleotide messenger RNA. It is a transcript of the gene LRRC39, whose product is annotated as leucine rich repeat containing 39. The transcript is spliced from 9 exons. Gene Ontology annotation, molecular function: protein binding. Bases 361 to 1356 code for a protein of 331 amino acids. NCBI's taxonomy places the organism in Eukaryota, Metazoa, Chordata, Lepidosauria, Squamata, Gekkonidae. The record is from RefSeq and is a predicted model, not a curated record.